Molecule: messenger RNA, 1065 nt
Organism: Colletotrichum fioriniae
Lineage: Eukaryota; Fungi; Ascomycota; Sordariomycetes; Glomerellales; Glomerellaceae
Molecular function (GO): hydrolase activity, acting on carbon-nitrogen (but not peptide) bonds
Source: RefSeq, a predicted model, not a curated record
AUGCGGGACGAAAGUGUUGUCGAGAGAAUCGUUCGUGCUACAAAUCAUCUCCGUCUUGCCCUUCUGUCCGGUUACACCACCUACAGAGAUCUGGGCACCGAAGGGCUGCGCUCAUACGACGCAAACCUGAGAGACUGUGUCAACCGAGGCCUCAUACCCGGCCCGCGACUCUUCGUGGCCACCGAGUGUCUCGCCAGCACUGGCUCGUACGAGGUCCGUCACGAGAACUCGUGGGCCAAACUACCGCGCAUUUCGGACCCCUGCGACGGUCCGGUGGGUGUGACACAGGCUGUCCGGCGCCGUGCGGCCGACGGGGCGGACAUCAUCAAGUUCUACGCGGACUAUCGGCGCAAGGUGAUGCGAUUCCCGAAUUCAAAGGAACCGGUCCCGUUUCUUCCUUCGGAGCCCAACCCGACUGUGGUCAUGUUCAACCAAGAGGAAAUGGACGCAAUCGUCAAGGAAGCCAAGCUAGGCGGGCUACCCGUGGCGUGUCACGCAGGGUCAGCCAAGGGCGCACUCAUGGCUAUCAAGGCUGGUGUCGACACUGUUGAGCACUGCCAAGAAGCCACCGAUGAGGUCUUUCGAGAAAUGGCGCGCCGCGGUACCAUAUUUGUCCCGACGCUCGGGAUUAUGAAGACCUCGCCUGAUUUCAGCAGCAUCGCGAAGCAGACCAAGCGGGCAUACGACCUCGGCGUGCGUCUUGCUGCUGGAGGUGAUACCGGAACGUUCCCCCACGGGGAAGGUGCUUUUGAAAUGGAACUCAUGAUCCAGGCCGGGGUUCCUGUCGUGGAUGUGCUGGAAGCGUGCGUGAUGGGAGGCUGGGAAAGCUGCGGUAAGGAGAAGAGCGGUUUCUACUUUGGUUCCAUCGAGAAGGGAUACCGAGCCGAUAUCAUUGCCUUGGACACGGAUCCGAGAGAAGACGAGGGGGCUUUGAGGAAGGUUGGCUUUGUCAUGAAGGACGGCAAGGUCUGGAAGAAGGACGGGCGAGCAGUCGGCUUCUUCGAGGAGCAGACGGUCGAUUCGAACCCCAGCGCCGAUGAGGAGUCGGAUUGGACUUUCGUUUGA